AUGGCCAGCUUCUUCGAUCUCAAGGCGCGGAAGCAGACGGCUGCGAGCGGCGCCUCGAGCAAGAACGAAAAGCAGACGACGGAGACACCGCGGGCACAGCCAUGGGUGGAGAAAUACCGGCCAAAGUCGCUCAGCGAUGUGACCGCCCAGGACCACACCGUCACCGUGCUGCAGCGGACACUGCAAGCAUCUAACCUUCCACACAUGCUCUUCUACGGCCCGCCCGGUACCGGCAAGACGUCGACGAUUCUCGCCCUCGCCAAGGAGCUGUACGGCCCCGAAUUCAUAAAGGCCCGCGUGCUCGAGCUCAACGCCUCCGACGAGCGCGGCAUUGCCAUUGUCCGCGAAAAGGUCAAGGACUUUGCCCGCAUGCAGCUGACCAACCCGCCGCCGGGCUACAAGGCCCGCUACCCCUGCCCCCCCUUUAAGCUCAUUGUGCUCGACGAGGCCGACUCCAUGACGCAGGACGCCCAGAGCGCGCUGCGCCGGACCAUGGAGACGUACAGCAAGAUCACGCGCUUCUGCCUGAUUUGCAACUACGUCACGCGCAUUAUUGACCCGCUGGCCAGCCGGUGCAGCAAGUUCCGCUUCAAGAGCCUGGACCAGGGCAACGCGCGCGCGCGCCUGGAGUACAUUGCCGCCGAGGAGGGCGUGCCGCUGGCCGACGGCGCUGUGGACGCGCUCAUCCGGUGCAGCGAGGGCGACCUGCGCAAGGCCAUCACGUUCCUGCAGAGCGCGGCGCGGCUGGUGGGGGCGGUCGGCACCGCCAACACCAGCGCACACGGAAGCACAGGCGCCAAGAAGACAAAGGCGGCCGCGCCCGACGUCGACGUCGACGGCAUGGAUGUGGACGACGUCGACGGCGACACGCUCGUGGGCACCACGUCGACGCCGCCUGUCACGGUGCGGAUUGUCGAGGACAUUGCUGGCGUCAUCCCCGACAGCACGAUCGACAGCUUGGUGGCGGCGAUCCGGCCGCCCAAGAAGAGCGCCGGCACGGGCGCGACGUACAAGCCCGUGGCACAGGUGGUCGAGGACCUGGUGGCGGACGGGUGGAGCGCGGGCCAGGUGGUGGCGCAGCUGUACCAGUCGAUUGUGUACGACGACACGGUGCUGGACGCGCACAAGAACAGGAUCAUGCUGGUGUUUUCCGAAGUGGACAAGCGGCUGGUGGACGGCGCCGACGAGCACCUGUCGAUCCUGGACCUGUCACUGCGGAUCUCGGCCAUCAUGGGCGAGCGGUGA
Sporothrix brasiliensis 5110 is the source of this 1245-nucleotide messenger RNA. Its product is annotated as replication factor C subunit 2/4. The record is from RefSeq and is a predicted model, not a curated record. Gene Ontology annotation, biological process: DNA repair; DNA-templated DNA replication. The coding region runs from base 1 to 1245 and encodes 414 amino acids. Gene Ontology annotation, molecular function: ATP binding; DNA clamp loader activity; ATP hydrolysis activity. NCBI's taxonomy places the organism in Eukaryota, Fungi, Ascomycota, Sordariomycetes, Ophiostomatales, Ophiostomataceae. Gene Ontology annotation, cellular component: DNA replication factor C complex; nucleus. The transcript is spliced from 3 exons.